AUGAAUAAUAUCCGGGCCUCCUUCAAUGCUGACCUCUACAUUAUCAGGGAGGAUGUUGCUGGGGUCUUGGCCCGAGUGAAGGCCACUGAGGAACAAGUCUCUUCUAUGGCCCACCAAAAAGACGGCAGCAAAGAGCAGAUUCAACUGCAGGCGGCCCACAGAGCUGUUCAGAUCAAGCUGGACACCCUGGAAGACAUACGAAGACACAAUCUGAAGAUGAGGGGUAUAGCUGAAACAGUCUACGAAUAA
Pelobates cultripes (western spadefoot toad) is the source of this 249-nucleotide messenger RNA. NCBI's taxonomy places the organism in Eukaryota, Metazoa, Chordata, Amphibia, Anura, Pelobatidae. The record is from the annotation of a GenBank genome assembly.